GUGUGCUAACUGUCGUAAAAGCACAUCGACGGAGAAAGAAGGUAGCAGGACGCUAAUAAGUCAGUCUUAUUAUUUGUUCUCUGGUUUGAAAUAUUUACGUCGUAUAAAAUACAUCUUUGAUUCUUUAUUUAAGGAUAAAAUCGUCUCGAUGUGCUAGAAGCACUGUGCCGCUUCUCCUGCUAUCUUUGCUUGCUAGUUAGCUUAGCUCGCUAGUUAGCUUAGCUUGUUAGCUGCUAACAAAGAGACGCGGACGUUAUCAACACAUCGCUAAGUAGAGAUCAAAUGUGAGUGUAAAGUGUUGUGAUUGUGUGAAAAUGUGCGAAAGAACGAUAGCAAAGUACGAGGAGGAACUUUGCCCAACAAAAGAGGAGAAGGAGCGACAACAUCAACUACGGGACGCUCAAGUUGUGUUACACAGAACAGACGUCUGUGAAGAACAUCUCUCUGAGCAACAGGAGUGGAGCUUCAGGAUGGGGAAGGAGGAGCCACAGCCCUCUUAUUAUAAAGAGGAAGACAAGGACCCACUCAACCCCCACUUUAAAGACAAAGAGGAGGUGCCAGAAACCUCACACUUUAAAAAGAAAGUGAAUGAUGCACUGACCCCCAACAUUAAACAGGACAAGAAUGAACCACUGACCACCCACAUUAAAGAUGAAGAGGAGGAACACAGCAUCAGUCAGGAGGGAGAGCAUAUUGAAGGACUGGUGGAGUUCCCAGUGACUGGUGUCCCUGUGAAGAGUGAAGAUGAUGAGGUCAAAGGUGAAAGUGAGGAGAAGAAAGGGGUGGAGCCUCCAACACAACACAUGACAACAGAAGCUGAUGGAGACCACUGUGGAGGAUCACAAGCAGACAAGCUCUUAGCUCCACUAUCAGAUAGUGAGGACACAACGUCACACUCUCCUGACACUGAUGAUGAAGACUCUAAAGAUGAUAAGACAAACACUCACUUCAAAUGUUCUCACUGCGACAAAACCUUUAAAUACCUUAGUUCUCUGAAAAGACACACGAGUACUCACACUGGAGAAAAACCUUUUUCUUGUUCAAUCUGUGGUAAAGGUUUUGUAGAAAGUUUUAGAUUAAAAGUACACGUGAGAACUCACACUGGUGAAAAACCUUUUAUCUGUUCAAUCUGCAGUAAAGGUUUUGUAGACAGUUGCACAUUGAAAGUACACAUGGGAACACACACUGGUGAAAAACCUUUUUCUUGUUCAAUCUGUGAAAAAGGUUUUGUACAAAGUCAUAAUUUGAAGGUGCACAUGAGAAUACACACUGGUGAAAAACCUUUUAUCUGUUCAAUCUGUGGUAAAGGAUUCGUACAAAGUCCCAAAUUGAAAGUACACAUGAGAACACACACUGGUGAAAAACCUUUUUCUUGUUCAAUCUGUGGCAAAGGUUUUACACAAAGGUCAUGUUUGAAAAUACACAAAACAACACACACAGGAGAAAAAAUAUUUAUUUGUUCAAUCUGUGGUAAAGGUUUUGUUCUAAGUAACUAUUUGAAAGUGCACAUGAGAACACACACUGGUGAAAAACCUUUCUCCUGUUCAAUCUGUGGCAAAGGUUUUGUAGAACGUUUUAAAUUAAAAGUACACAUGAGAUCACACACUGGUGAAAAACCUUUUAUCUGUUCAAUCUGCAGUAAAGGGUUUGUAGAAAGUUGCACAUUGAAAGUACACAUGAGAACACACACUGUUGAAAAACCUUUUAUCUGUUCAAUCUGCAGUAAAGGUUUUGUAGAAAGUUGCCAAUUGAAAGUACACAUGAGAACACACACUGGUGAAAAACCUUUUUCUUGUUCAAUCUGUGGUAAAGGUUUUGUGCUAAGUAAAUAUUUGAAAGUGCACAUGAGAACACACACUGGUGAGAAACCUUUCUCCUGUUCAGUCUGUGGUAAAUGUUUUGUAUAUAGUCACAAUUUGAAAGUACACAUGAGAACACACACUGUGAAAAGCCUUUUACCAGCAACUUGAGGGUUGCAGGUUCGAUCCCCGCUUCCGCCAUCCUCGUCACUGCUGUUGUGUCCUUGGGCUAAGACACUUUACCCACCUGCUCCCAGUGCCACCCACACUGCUUUAAAAUGUAACUUAGAUCAUGGGUUUCACUAUGUAAAGCGCUUUGAGUCACUAGAGAAAAGCGCUAUAUAAAUAUAAUUCACUUCACUUUUAUCUGUUCAAUCUGUAGUAAAGGUUUUGUAGAAAUUUGCAGAUUGAAAGCACACAUGAGAACACACACUGGUGAAAAACCUUUUUCUUGUUCAAUCUUUGGUAAAGGUUUUUUUCUAUGUAAAUAUUUGAAAGUGCACGAGAACACACACUGGUGAGACUUUCGGUCUCCCCUAGAGGGGGCGGGGGGGUUACCCACAUAUGCGGUCCUCUCCAAGGUUUCUCAUAGUCAUUCACAUCGACGUCCCACUGGGGUGAGUUUUUCCUUGCCCUUAUGUGGGCUUUGUACCGAGGAUGUCGUUGUGGCUUGUGCAGCCCUUUGAGACACUUGUGAUUUAGGGCUAUAUAAAUAAACAUUGAUUGAUUGAUUGAUUGAUUGAUUGAUUGAGAAACCUUUCACAUGUUCAAUCUGCAACAGAAGCUUUUGUGACCGAUCAAACCUUGGAAUCGAGGAAUUGGUACAAGACAUAUUUUACAUACAAUAAAUAUUUUAUGUGUAUAUAUAUUCAUAAUAGUGUUUUCUAUAGGUGUUUGAGAUAUUGAAGUAUUAUAUAAUGUUAUUUGUAAUAGUUAAUGAUCCCAUAGAUUAGCGCCUUUAUAUGAUAUACAUAUGUACUGGUUCACAUCUGAAACAUCUUCUGGACCACUUCAGGAAGCAUAUUAUUAUUUACUUUAUACAUCAUUUGAACAGUUGUCUUUUAUACAGUUUUAAAAAUGUGUGACUUUAUGAAUCUUUUGUUGAGUCUCUAUAAUCCAUUUUAUUAAUUAUCUUUAUUACU
This is a messenger RNA of Nerophis lumbriciformis (worm pipefish), 2941 nucleotides long. RefSeq lists its product as uncharacterized. The record is from RefSeq and is a predicted model, not a curated record. Lineage: Eukaryota; Metazoa; Chordata; Actinopteri; Syngnathiformes; Syngnathidae. Gene Ontology annotation, molecular function: DNA-binding transcription factor activity, RNA polymerase II-specific; RNA polymerase II cis-regulatory region sequence-specific DNA binding. Gene Ontology annotation, biological process: regulation of transcription by RNA polymerase II. Gene Ontology annotation, cellular component: nucleus.